Molecule: messenger RNA, 1551 nt
Organism: Pieris napi
Lineage: Eukaryota; Metazoa; Arthropoda; Insecta; Lepidoptera; Pieridae
Gene: icln
Product: methylosome subunit pICln-like
Exons: 6
Coding region: 240-860 (206 amino acids)
Biological process (GO): mRNA cis splicing, via spliceosome
Cellular component (GO): cytosol; spliceosomal complex
Source: RefSeq, a predicted model, not a curated record
UCUAGUCUCUUCAUGAUCUGUGACAGACACAAAUGCGAUUCUUUAAUAGAGAAUCUUUAUAUUUCUUUGUGCAUAACAAUUUUGAGAAACGUGUUUUGCACACUAAGUUAAUUUUCUUUAUAUUUAUCAUUUAGUUAUGUCUAAAGGCUCAGAAGUUUUUAGAUCUUAAUACUGCCCACUUUCUUGUAAGAUUUAUAUUAAUAUCAACGUCAAGUUGUUAGCAAAAAAAACGUUUAAAAAUGGUUGUAGCAUCGACAAAUUUUUCUGCGCCGGUUGAAGGUGUGCUUUUACAAAAUCCCUCUACGAAGCUGCUGGUAAAUAAUCUGGAAAUUGGCACAGCAACUUUAUAUAUUACUGAAAACAAUGUUGUAUGGGGUGGGGGCGCGGCAGCUUCAGGUGGACCAUCACCACCUGUGUCUCUUCUUUAUCCAAAUAUUUCUCUUCAUGCAGUACAACGGGAACCAAGCCCAGCUCUAUAUCUUGUCCUUAACUAUGAAUUGAGAUUACCCAAUGUACCCACCGGAGCAGGUGAUAGCAAUGAGGCUCAAAAUGAAAAUGAGGAUGAAGAAUUUGAUGCUGAUGAUCAACCCAUCACACAGAUAAGGUUUAUACCAGAAAACGAAAAUGACCUGCAACUUAUGUUUUCGGCUAUGUGUCAGGGUCAAGCUUUACACCCUGAUCCCCAGGAUGAAUCAGAAGAUGACCCUUAUAUGAAUUUGGACGAUGAUGAUGAAGAGUUUGAAGAUGCACAGGAAAAUGACUCUUCAGAUGAGGCGGCUGGGAGAAUGCAGCAACUUAGAAUUGAAAAUUUAAAUGGGAGCACACAUUAUGAAGAUUGCGAAGAUGUUGAUAAUGAAUAAUUUAACUUUAUUUUGUAUGGUGCACACACAAUUGACUGAAAAAAUAUUUGUGUAGUUCAGGAAGAUAAGUUUUUUAUAAAUAUUUAUACCAUACAAGUAGCAAUAUUCUCCAUGUGUUUGGAUAUAUCUGCUAAUAUCAAGGUUUUUAUUGCUCAAUAUUCAAUGAAUUAUUAAAUCUUUAUUUUUAUUUUGAGCAAUGCUUCAAAAUGCAGUUUCCUCUGAAAAGCAGAUGAUUUUUAACAAAUGUAGUCUUGUAAUGAUUUCAUAUGGAUGUAAUAGAAAUUUACUAUGCAUAUAUUAUUCUAAAAUAUUUGUCUUUAAUACCUGUAGAUUUGCUAAAUAGUUACUUAAUAAGAAAUUAUUUAAAGCGAAAUAAUAUCGUAAAAUUCGAAUAUAAAUAAUCUCUUCCUUUGGCAAUACUUUCUAAUAAGUUUGGUUAUAUACCACAGUUAAGUUUAAGACUUGGAUACAAGGAAAACUGGUAUGCAUGUGAGCUUGUUCGAAUGCUAAGCUGAUCCACCAAUUGGUACUUUCUAAAUCUCACGAGUAUACCAUGGUGAGGUAUUUUUUUUGUUUUUUCUAUGUUAUGAAGCAAUACUUUUAUUUCACUAGUGAUUAACAACCACACUCUAAUGUAGUAUUUGUAUUCCAAAAGCUAGAUGUAAUGUUUUGUAAUAAAUUGUAUUAUUAA